AGCUCGACGACCCGCGCCAUCAUCCUGCGGCAAGCUCGACGAUCCGCGCCAUCCUGCUGCUGCGGCGGCAGCCAUGGUGCACGUCAACUUCUACCGCAACUAUGGGAAGACUUUCAAGAAGCCAAGGCGUCCAUAUGAGAAGGAGCGUCUUGACUCUGAGCUGAAGCUGGUCGGCGAGUACGGUCUGCGGUGCAAGCGCGAGCUGUGGCGCGUGCAGUACGCUCUGAGCCGUAUCCGAAAUGCAGCAAGGGAGCUGCUCACCCUGGAUGAGAAGAACCCCCGCCGCAUCUUUGAGGGUGCAGCGCUCCUCCGUCGCAUGAACCGCUACGGUCUCCUCGCUGAGGACCAAAACAAGCUCGAUUACGUGCUCGCCCUCACUGUCGAGAACUUCCUCCAGCGCCGUCUCCAGACCAUCGUCUUCAAGAAUGGCAUGGCCAAGUCAAUCCAUCAUGCUCGUGUCCUUAUCAGGCAGCGCCACAUCAGGGUUGGAAAGCAGCUCGUCAACAUUCCUUCUUUCAUGGUGAGGGUUGACACUGAGAAGCACGUCGACUUCUCACUUACCAGCCCACUUGGUGGUGGCCCUGCUGGAAGAGUGAAGAGGAAGAACCAGAAGAAGGCCUCAGGUGGGGGUGGCGGCGACGGCGAGGAGGAGGAAGAGUAAAAAGAGCUCAACCUUUGCUCUGCAGUACUUAGUGGAAGAAACUGUCAAAACUUCAGUUAAGAUAACGUUGUGGAACUUGCAACAGGAAGUGGAUGAAACUUUGAUUUGAGCUUAGAAUCAUAGAGGUGAAGAGCUUUUGUUGCCUUGGAAUCUAGCUUUGGGUACCCAACUUAUGGUGUUAGUUUUGCUUUGUUAGAUAUCAGUGGGUGAACAUGCCAACUCAGUGACACUUGCUUAAUUUGAAGCCUUGGGUCAUUUCGUGAACUACGUCGAUUGUAUGCUGGUCCAUUGAAGUAUUCGACCUUACUCUGCCGCAA
Molecule: messenger RNA, 978 nt
Organism: Lolium rigidum
Lineage: Eukaryota; Viridiplantae; Streptophyta; Magnoliopsida; Poales; Poaceae
Product: 40S ribosomal protein S9-2-like
Exons: 3
Coding region: 74-661 (195 amino acids)
Biological process (GO): translation; positive regulation of translational fidelity
Cellular component (GO): cytosolic small ribosomal subunit
Molecular function (GO): rRNA binding; structural constituent of ribosome
Source: RefSeq, a predicted model, not a curated record